Molecule: messenger RNA, 2730 nt
Organism: Chlorella variabilis
Lineage: Eukaryota; Viridiplantae; Chlorophyta; Trebouxiophyceae; Chlorellales; Chlorellaceae
Exons: 12
Coding region: 1-2730 (909 amino acids)
Biological process (GO): monoatomic ion transport
Source: RefSeq, a predicted model, not a curated record
AUGAGCGUGGACAGCAGUGACGGCCAGGUGCGGCGGCGUGGUGGGCAGCACCCCGGGCUGGCGAGCCGCCUGGCUGCCUGGAGCUCCAGCAUCACCGGACGCCUGCUGUACCAGUAUUACAACUGGCGCAAGGACACGCUCAGCGACCUGCAGCUCUUCCUGCUCUUCAAUCUGGCCCUGUUCCUGGUCAGCGCGGGCAUUGAAGGAGCCAUCCUGCGCGGCAUGGGCGGCAUGGACAGCGCGGCGGGGGCGGCGGGAGAGGCCUUUGGGGCGGAGGCGCAGGCAGGCGAUGCCUGGCUCAACCUGUACAUCGUCUUCAAGACCGUGUUUGGGCAGGACAUGCCCUCCGUCGACUCUGGCGUGGUGUUUGCGGUGGCCACUGUUGCAGUGGGCCUGGCCAGCUUCGCGCUGGUACUGGCGCUCGUGGAGCAGGCUGUCCUCGAAAUUCUGACGGUCAACGUCAAGGUGGGCAGCAGCGUGUACGAGGAAGGGCACACCGUGCUGCUGAGCUGGUGCGACUCGGCGGGAGAGAUGGAGCAGGUCACUCGCAUGCUGAAGCAGCUGUGCCUGGCGUACCGCGCAUCUGGGGGCAGGACCAUUGCGCGCGGCAAGCUUGAGAUGGAGGGAGCUUUCCAGGCGCGCAUCCCGCCGGAGCAGCGCCACGGCUCCACGCUCGUCUUCCGCUGCGGGUCGCCGCUGGACCCCGCCGCGCUCAGCGUGGUGUCGUGCGACUACAGCCGCUCCCCAACCGAGUCUGACUAUCAGGUGGUGCGGGCCGCGGUGCUGCUGGACGAGCUGCUGCUGGCGCGGCAGCGGGAGCAGGCCAGGCAGCACGACGGCUGGGCGCCGGCGGCGGCCGGGCGUGCCAGCGCCGCCAGGCGGCCCACGGUGGUGGCCCAGGUGAAGAGCAAUGAGGCGGCUGGCACGCUGGCGUUUGCGUGCGGGGCCAGGGUGCACGCCAUACCCACCAAGCGGGUCAACGCCCUGCGCCUGGCGCGCCUGGUGCGCCAGCCAGAGGCGGCUGCCAUCCUGCGAGAGCUGUCGGACUUUGCCUCAAACGCGCACCUGGCGCUGCACCCGCUGCCCAGCCAGCUGGCGGGCCGCACCGUGGCCCAGCUGCUGCUGCACCUGCCAGACGCCACGCUGGCAGGCUUGCAGCGGAUCCAGGCAGCCUCCAUACCCAGCAGCAGCGGCACCGGCAGCAGCAAUGUCAGCAGCAACGGCAGCAGCAACGGCAGCAGCAAUGUCAGCAGCAGCACAUCUUCGACCGACGGCAGCGGCGGCCCCAGCCCGGUGCUGCUCAACCCGCCAGCAGACACGGUGCUGGAGCAAGGCGACUCUCUCGUGCUGCUGUGCGGCGAGCGGCCCACGUUCCUGCCAGCGCCGCUCAGCGCCGACACCUCCCCUGCCAGCUCCUCGGCGGCGAGCUGGGGCCCCAAGAGCAGCAGCGGCCGUGGCAGCGGCGCCGCCGCCGCGAUGCUGCCCAAGCCCUCAAUCGAAGUGAACACCGCCGACGGCGCCUACGUGACCAGCAGCAGUGACGAGGAGGGGCUGAGCGACAGCGGUGGCGCAGGGUGGGCGCCGACGCUCGGCAGCGACAGCGGUGCCGCCAGUGGCUCAUACUGCCUACCGGAGCAGUACUACUUCGUGAACCGCAACGCACAAAACAUACUGAUCUGCGGCUGGGGCUGCCGAGAGACGAUGGCAGAGCUUCUGUUUGCGCUGAACAGCGGGCCGCAGGCGUUGCCACCUGGCUCGUCUGUGACGCUCGUCAACCAGCACCCGACCUGGUUCAAAGAGGCCUUGGACGACAUAGCCAGGAUGGGUGGAGCCCAGAACAUACAGCUGCACCACAUCAACGCCAACCCGCUGCGCCGCGCCUCCCUGGCGGCCGCCGUCGACGUCGCCCAGUUCCACGCCGCCCUCAUCCUCAGCGACAGCCUGUGGCACAGCGGCGGCAGGGACGGCGCGGCCCAUGGCACCCUGGCGGAGCCUCCUGGCACCGGAGGUGAAGCCAGCAGCGCCAGCCCCAGCGGCGACAGCGGCUCGGCGGUGUAUGGUGCGGCGUUGGAGGCCAGCAUCGGCAGCCAGCAGGAUGCUCUGCGCAUGGAUGCAGCGGUACUCAGCGUCCACCUCAACAUCCGCAUGCUCCUGCAGGCUGCGGGCCGCUCCGAUAUCAACAUUAUCUGCGAAAAGCAGAUGCACACGGGCACGACUCGGUUCGAGGACAUGAACCGCCUGCCGCUGGGCAUCACCACCUGCACCGCAUCCUUCUCCGCCCGGCUGCUGGCGCAGGUGGCUGUCGACCCUCGCUUUUGGAGCUUCUACCAGCAGCUGGGCGUGCGGGUGCACCUGGUGAAGUGGGAUGCCGCUGAGCUGGCGGGGGAGCAGGAGGAGCUGACGUACUGCCAGCUGCAGCAGCGCGCGCUGCGGUACCGCCAGGCCAUCCUGCUGGGCAGCUACACCAUCCCCGAGCGGGACCGUGGCAUCCAGCUGGAUUUCAACCCGCAGGGCGCAGAGCAGCGCACGCGCCCAAGGGUGUGGAACAGCGGUGACGGCCGCUGCAAGCUGCUGCUGCUGGCCCCGGUGUCGCGCGCUGCAGCGGUGGGAGAUGCAGGGUGGCCCGGGGCGGGUGCUGCGACGGCCGGCGGCAGCAAAGCCGCGGGGUGGGGAGCGGCGCUGGCCCCUGCCAAGGCAACGCCCAGCGGCCAGAACAACGGCCUUUCCUGA